GCUGAUUAAAAACCCAAAUAUUUGCAUUGUGCAACUUAUUCACCGUUGAUCUAGCGCAUGAUAGACAGAACGCCCAGUGUUUGGGAUAGAGAAAACAUGCUGAUACCUGUUCUACUGAUCCUUUGCAUUUCUUUGCUCUAUUAUUACGUAACUUGGCUUCAAAACUACUGGACUAGAAGAAAAGUACCCCAAGGUGAUACAGUAUGGCUAUUCGGAGACUUAUUCUGGUUUAUUCUUCGCCGUGAAAGUACAGCUGCAUGGGUGAAAAGGGUCUAUGAUAUCUGCCCUAACACACGGUAUUCAGGAUGCUAUCAGUUUACCACCCCUACACUAGUAAUAAAAGAUGUGGAUUUAAUUAAGAAAAUUGCAAUUAAGGAUUUUGAUACUUUUCCAGAUCACAGGACUUAUGUUCCGGAGACUAGUGACCCGCUGUGGGCUAAAAAUCUAUUUGCAGUAAAAGUUCCAAAAUGGCGGCAGAUGCGACCAGUCCUAUCUCCGGCCUUUACCAGCAGCAAAAUGAAACUGAUGUUUAACCUAAUGAUCGACUGUGUUGACCAUUUUGUCGACUAUUUUAAAAAUGAUAACAACGAAGUAGUUGAAGUAGAAUGUAAAGAUGUUUUUAGCCGUUUUGCGACUGAUGUGAUUGGUAGUUGUGCAUUCGGGUUCGAGGUCCAUUCUGUAGAAGAAGCAAACAACGAGUUUUACCAAAAAGGUUGCGAACUUACGGAUUUUACUAAUUUUUGGAAAAACUUUGCUUUAUUUGGGUAUAUGAUUAUACCAGGAUUAUAUAAGCUUCUCAACUUAAAAAUAGUAUCAGAUGAAGAAAGCAAAUACUAUCACUCUAUUAUAGAGAAAACCAUAAAAUUAAGAAAAGAAAAAGGUAUAAUAAGACACGACAUGAUUCAUCUUUUAAUGGAAGCAAGAAAUGAAGCAAAUAAAUUACAGACUAAUGGAGAUAAUAAUGUUUGGAAUAUCUCCGAUGAGGACAUAAUAGCCCAAGCCAUUGUUUUCUACUUCGCUGGAUUUGAUAGUGUCACACUACUGUUGACAUAUUUAUUCUACGAACUGGCAUUGCAUCCAGAUAUACAAAAUAGACUGAGAAAGGAAGUCGAACAAACGCUGAAAGAAUGUGAUGGGAGAGUUACUUACGAAUCUUUGUUCAAAAUGAAGUAUAUGGAUAUGGUUGUAUCAGAAACCUUAAGGAAAUGGCCUAUCAACGUCGUGGUAGAUCGAAUCUGCCAAAAACCCUACACCAUCGAAGCCACUACUGCUCACGAGAGUCCAAUAACUUUAGAAGUUGGUACAGUUGUCUGGAUCCCAAUCUACGCCAUCCAUCACGAUGCUAAGUACUAUCCCGAACCAGAAAAUUUCGACCCAGAGCGGUUUAACGAAGAUAACAAAUCAGCCAUUAUCCAAGGCAGUUAUAUACCUUUCGGUAUAGGACCAAGGAACUGUAUAGGGUCCAGAUUUGCACUUAUGGAGACCAAAAUACUGUGCUUUUAUAUAUUGCACCAUUUUGAAAUUGUUCCAACAAAAAAGACACUGAAGUCGGUAAGCCUUUCACCAAAGACAUUUAACAUGAAACCUGAUAAAAGUAUCUGGCUGGGAUUGAAGAGGAGAAACGAAUAACAAUGAUUUUUUUACAUAAUAACGUUAGGCUAAGAUUUUUGACACAUUUGAAGAUUUGAAGUUUAUUUAAUAGAAACACAGCUACAAAAAUACUAAGACAUUGAAAACAUCUAAAGACUGAACCCACAAAAUAUCUUUUUGCUGCAAACGUGUCAGCCGUUUCACAAAUAAUUUCAAUAAAUAUUGACAUGGUGAAAUCACUUAAUAGCAGACAUUAAAACGCUGAAAUCGACACCAAAAAAUCAAAACAGAACAAGAAAGUAAAACACCAUAAGUAAGAAAGACCAAAUGGAGAAACAUUGGGAAAAUAUAAAACAGUUAUGUUUAUGUGUAAAACUACAUGGAAAAUAAACUAAAAGACGUAAGGAAACCUAUCACAUAAAAGACUAGACAUAUUUACCAAUAUUUGAUAUAACCAAGGAAAAUAUUAACAUUUGGAACAUAAAUGGGUAGUAAGGAGAUAGAAGAUAUGCUUCGCAGUCGAAUAAAAAAUAAAAAGCUUUAGAAAUAAAAGUAGUUCAGAAAGUGAACCUAACAAAAAAUAAUGCUCAAGUUGAAGUAUAAGGAAAAUCACUAAAGGUAUAUGUAUAUAAUAUGUAUAGAAUAUAAAAGUGAAUAAAUUGUAACAAUGACGAAAAGGAUUUACACCUGAAAUACAAGAUGAUAAAGUAUUACGUUUGGUUUGUUUACUUGUAUGGAAUGAGAUCAUGGACGUUGAAGGCCAGAUCCAUUAACAAACAAAGUUUUUGAAAUAGGGUGCCUGAACCGAAUACUUAGAGUAUCAUGAAAUGAAAAAGUAUUAAGAAGAGCGGAGCUCCAGAAUAGGGAAGACUGCAUAUUUAGGGCACAUUUUACGAGGUGAACGAUACACUUGUCAUCAACUAGUACUAAAAGGAAAUCAAAAGGGUAAGAGAGGUAGGUUUAGGACGUAAAAAGAUGCAAUGGCACCCUAAUAUUCGAAUAGGACAGGAAUUCACAAGUAUGAAAUUCUUCGCAAUAUUGUCAAAAAUAAAAUAAUUUGAUCCUAACCAUGCAAGAUGGUUUCUCAUAUGACAAUUUACGGUGGACCCCUACACUGAAAUGCACGGCACCAACCCACAAAUUACUGAAACCAUUUUUUUUUAAUUUUAUCUUUACUUAAAGUAAAUAUAAGGAAACGUGUCUUAUUUAACGACAAAAAUUACUAAAAUGUUAAUUUUUGCAGGAGCUGUCAAAAUAUGUCAUGUUAUUUUAAAAGGACAACAAUAAAAACGCAGUAUAUAUUAUUAUAUAUUAUUAUAAAAAAGGCAACAACGCCGUGAUCAAAUGUGUUUCUUCUAAUUAAACAUUAUAGCAUCGAGGUAGAAUCUAUGGAAAAGCUAUGAGCAUAUAAACCUGUAUGUUAAAAAUGGCGUCGGAAGGUCUGGCUAACCAUCAUACCAAUAUGGCAGUAAGAUCGAAGCCGGACUCAAUAAUAUUGAAACUAUUAUACAAUUAUUAUGAUUAGUUAUUCAGAAGAUUUAAACAUAAUCUAAAAAAAUGUAAUAUAUUUUUAAUAAAUUAUGAUUGAUUCAAGCAA
Diabrotica balteata is the source of this 3187-nucleotide messenger RNA. NCBI's taxonomy places the organism in Eukaryota, Metazoa, Arthropoda, Insecta, Coleoptera, Chrysomelidae. The record is from the annotation of a GenBank genome assembly.